Molecule: messenger RNA, 8232 nt
Organism: Salvelinus fontinalis (brook trout)
Lineage: Eukaryota; Metazoa; Chordata; Actinopteri; Salmoniformes; Salmonidae
Product: chromobox protein homolog 1-like
Exons: 6
Coding region: 361-1062 (233 amino acids)
Biological process (GO): chromatin organization; negative regulation of transcription by RNA polymerase II
Cellular component (GO): pericentric heterochromatin; nucleus
Molecular function (GO): chromatin binding
Source: RefSeq, a predicted model, not a curated record
GUUACUUCACCAUUGCCUUCUGCUCUUUAGCGGUCCCCCCAGCGUUAAACUUCUAUUAUGCACAAUGGGUGAUAAACAUAUUUCGAUAGGCCAAUAUAUUGACACGGCAAUGUGCAUCUUGCUACAAUGUUGCAUGCAGAUUCUGUUUUGAGUGUUCAAUUGUAUUGUUUUCGCGCAAAUUCGUGUAGAUUGCUCGUGCUAUGAUUCAGGUCAACAUGGACGACUAGUCAUUCCAUCUCGACAGCUCUGGGGGGAAAAAACCCCCAGCACCAUAAUGUGAAACGGGAUCCGCUGAUGGCAUAGUGAACGGCUCUGCUGACAAGGUACCCGCUGGUUCCACUGCCUUCGCCCAGCCUAAAAAUGAGUGAGCCUACCGCUACAGAACCCCCUAGCGAUGUGACCCCCAGUGUUACUACUGGCGUUACCACUGAAGUUAUAGAUCAACUUUCUACUAAUGAAAACGAGGCCCCCAAGGAUGAGGUCAAGUUGGCGGCAACAGCAGGGAAGAAGCAGACCAAGAAGAAGGUGGAGGAGGUGGUAGAGGAAGAGGAGGAGGAGUAUGUGGUGGAGAAGGUGCUGGACCGACGGGUGGUAAAGGGACGCGUGGAGUUUCUGCUCAAAUGGAAAGGCUUCUCCGAUGAGGACAAUACAUGGGAACCGCAGGACAACCUGGAUUGCCCUGACCUGAUUGCGGAGUACAUGCAGAAUCAUCAUAACAAAAAAGAAAGUUACAAGAAAGAGUCUGGUGGCAAGAGGAAAGCUGGCGAGUCUGACACAGAGGCAGGGGGUGAAGAAGGCAGGCCCAAGAAGAGGAAAGAUGAGGCCGAGAAGCCCAGAGGCUUUGCUCGUGGUCUUGACCCCGAACGGAUCAUUGGAGCCACAGACUCCAGUGGAGAGCUGAUGUUCCUCAUGAAAUGGAAGAACAGUGAUGAGGCGGACCUGGUGCCGGCCAAGGAGGCCAACAUUAAAUGUCCACAGGUGGUCAUCUCCUUCUACGAGGAGCGUCUGACAUGGCACUCCUACCCCACCGAGGAGGAAGAGAAGAAGGAUGAUAAGAACUAGCCACAGGUCCAGGAUGAAGGGGGUACAGAGGUUGGGGUGGAGGGUGUGGGACAGAGAAGCUGAUUUGUUUCAAAACCUUUCUGCAAACCCGGACUGUUAAAACUAAAACAGAGGUUGACAGAUGGGUAGGGAUGAUAAGACUUGUUAAGGAGGUGGGUUGUGGGGGGGGCAUGGGUAAAUAGAACUCCUAAGUCUCAAGAUCACUUUAUCAGGCCUCACUUUUGGGUCUCAUCAGAUAGAAUCAUGGGAUAUGUCGUUUUCAGUCCCUGAGCACUGAAUUGCUUCAAAAUCACCAGCUCCUCUUAGUGUAGUUUCGCCUCAGAAAAGCUUUUGUCAAGAUACCUCGCUAACUCAAAAGUGUAUCACUACAGCAGCUGAGUUUACAAAAUGGAAUGGUCCGAUUCCAAAACACGAUCCAGCAAAAGUUCUCAGCUAAUAGAAUUGAAAUAGCCAAUCUUAAUUUCCAGUUUUCUUGCGUGAAAUGUUGAAGUUGAUUUCUUGUCAGAACAUUAUCUUGUACCUACACAUCCCUCAUCGAGCAACUUGCAGUGCUUUUUGUUUGUCUUUCUACUUUUUAUGAAACCUGUUUUAAGUGUUGGCACCUGCCUUCCCUUGCCAUAUCAUUAUCAUAUAAUGUGUAAAUAGUUGCGGUUAUAUUUGGUUAGUUUUAAUUGGUUAUGAGAGCGAUCUAAGAAGGAUUUUAUUUGAAUUUUUGGGAUGUUCAGACUAGAGUUCAUUUAGAUUCUGGUCUUUAAGCGUUACACAUAGGAGGUGUGUAGAGGUGUGAACAAUGGUGUGGAGCAGGGUUUCCAUUAGCAAAACAUGGUGCUGGACAUUUGACGGGCAGCAUUUUAAUUUACCAGACAUUUCAGACGUUUUCCCGACCCAUAUGCAUUGUGUGCGUAAUCUGAUUAGGGCGUACAGCCACGGUGCUCAGAAUGACGGAUCACAUUUUAGAUUAUGGUCAUUUGUUUUAAAAGAACAUGCAAAUCGAGGAUGCAACAGCGUGCAUCUUCACCCAAUUCCGAUGCGCACUUUGAAGAUGUUAGAAUAACUGUCCGCUUUUACUUUUUCUCAGCCAGCAAGGUGAGUAACAAACAGCAAAAUCACUAGCCUAUGUCAAUAUACUAUUCCCCAUAGUAGAACAUUUGACCUAUUUAUUGGUCAGCUUGUCGUUCUGUGCGAGGAAAGAAAUGGCCUACUCCAGACAGACUCUGGGACAACAGAUCCCAAAUGCAUACAACCAGUAGGCCUAGGCUACAUAACAUUAUUUCUGAAAAUAACUUUCAAGCAAUGAUGCUGAUGCAACCGAUCAGAACAUUUCGCUUAAAAUGUUGAUUAAACUAUAAUUUCUUACUAGUCAGUACUAGUCACCCUUGCCGUUUUUCCUAUUUUGUUGCAUUACAACCUGUAAUUAAAUUGUGUUUUUAUCUGGAUUUCAUGUAAUGGACAUACACAAAAUAGUCCAAAUUUGCAAAGUGAAAUGAAAAAAAUUACUUGUUUCAAACAAUUCAAACAAAACUCUGAAAGAUUGUAUGUGCAUAUGUAUUCACGCCCUUUGCUAUGAAGUCCCUAAAUAAGAUCUGGUGCAACCAAUUACCUUCAGAGGUCACAUAAUUAGUUAGAUUGCACACAGGUGGACUUUAUUUAAGUGUCACAUGAUCUGAGUGUGUAUAUAUACACCUGUUCUGAAAGGCCCCAGAGUCUGCAACACCACUAAGCAAGGGGCACCACCAAGCAAACUGCACCAUGAAGACCAAGGCGCUCUCCAAACAGAUCAGGGACACAUUUUUGGAGAAGUACAGAUCAGGGUUGGGUUAUAAAACACAUCCCACAGAGCACCAUUAAAUCCAUUAUUUAAAAAUGGAAAGAAUAUGUCCCCACAACAAACAUGCCAAGAGAGGGCCACCCACCAAAACUCACGGACCAGGCAAGGAGGGCAUUAAUCUGAGGCAACAAAGAGACCAAAGAUAACCCUGAAGGAGCUCCACAGCGGAGAUUGGAGUAUCUGUCCAUAGGACCACUUUAAGCCGUACACUCUAGAGAGCUGGGCUUUAUGGAAGAGUGGCCAGAAAAAAAGCCAUUGCUUAAAGAAAAAACUAACCAAACACGUUUGGUGUUCGCCAAAAGGCAUGUGGGAGAGUCCCCAAACAGCAACAUGCUGUGGGGAUGUUUUUCAUCGGCAGGGACUGGGAAACUGGUCAGAAUUGAAGGAAUGAUGGAUGUUGCUUAAUACAGGGAAAUUCUUGAGGGAAACCUGUUUGUCUUCCAGAGAUUUGAGACUGGGACAGAGGUUCACCAUCCAGCAGGACAAUAACCCGAAGCAUACUGCUAAAGCAAUACUCGAGUGGAUUAAGGUGAAACAUCUAAAUGUCUUGAAAUGGCCUAGUCAAAGCCCAGACCUCAAUCCAAUUGAGAAUCUGUGGUAUGACUUAAAGCUUGCUGUACACUAGUGGAACCCAUCCAACUUGAAGGAGCUAGAGCAGUUUUGCCUUGAAGAAUGGGCAAAAUUCUCAGUAGCAAGCUAAUAGAGACACCCCGAGAGACUUGCAGCUGUAAUUGCUUCAAAAUGUGGCUCUACAAAGUAUUGACUGAAUAGUUAUGCACGCUCAAGUUUUCAUUUUUGUUUGUUUUUGGUCUUAUUUCUUGUUUGUUUCACCCAAAAAUAUUUAGCAUCUUCGAAGUGGUAGGCAUGUGUAAAUCAAAUGAUGCAAACCCCUAAAAAAUCAAUUUUAAUUACUGGUUGUAAGGCAACAAGAUAGUAUUCACCCCCCCCCCAUGGCAUUUUUCCUUUCGCAAGCCACUGUAUGUGCAGCAAUGUACACAAGGCAGUAGGCUUCGCGUGAAUGUUCAUUCCAAAAUGCAAUUAGCAGAAAACACUCGCACAUGCGAGCGGUUUUCAUGAGAUUAAAAUAUCCAUUAGAUCUCCCCUCUUAAUCUAAAGAUGCAACAACUAGCAUGGGUUGCUAAUAUGACUAGGAUUGUGCCUUUGAUUACUGGAAAAUGAGAGUGAGUUGAUUUGAAAACCAAUAGAACAUGAGAGAAAUAGGCUACUGGUUUCAAUGGCAUAUGGAACUUUAAAACAAUUGCCUUUACGUUUCUAUGGUCCGAUCUUAGCUAGGCUACUUUGACGCAAGGGAAGACAAGUCUCAUAUGAAGUAAAACAUUCAGGUUUCAAACAAUUACGAAUGUUUUCUAAAUGCAUACUGCCUCCAUUUCAUUGGAAAGUGGUGUCUGAAGCCUGCAUAGCGUUGCCUAGGCACUUAAAAUAAGCACGCUUCAAUUGUCAGUUAAGAAAUACAAAUAGUUGCUAUUUUUAAUGGUGGCCAUCAACUUUUUUAACACGCAAUUGCAUUUAGAAUUGUUGGGCUUGUAAAAGCGCAUUUUACUCCAGCAGCAACAAACAUGCGGUUUGAGAAGCUUUACCAGCAGCUCCUCAAACCGCAGAUUUUUCCGCUUAAAUUAGCCUCUGCAUCUGUAUGCUGUGUGCCUGUGAUAAAUAAGAUGCAUAAAGACUAACGGAAAUACACAUGCAGCAAUUUAAUUAUGCAAAUUAACCUAUAGACUGAUAAGCUUGACCGGUCAAAUGUAUUUGCAUCGACUGGUAUUUCCAUCAAUGAAUAAGCUAAAGAGCAUUAUUUUGCAAGGGGAUUUUUUUUUUCUCUCACAGACAAUUGGCUGGUCGGACAUUUUAUUUAUCGGCUUUUCACUUCUUUCAUCUGCCAAAAACCGUCUAUUACCGGCUAACAGAAACCCUGGUAUGGAGCUACUAACUUUCUUGUGGAGCACCAGAAUGACCUAUGUAACCUGAGUUGUUUGUGGUCUCGUACCCAUGGCUAAAAAGACUUGAUUGGUGUGAUCUACUUUCCUGCCAGAUAACACACCCUCAGAAAACAGGCACCAAGUAAGAAGCUAGAGAUGAAGAUGCGAAAGAUAGGCUUUCACUCAGAUUAAUCUUUGGUGGAAAGCUUUAUUUACUAUAACGCCCACAUAUUCUGUCCUUAUUUCUUGUCGAGCUAUUCCCAUGUGCUGCACAUGCUCACCAUUCACAGGCUUCCUUGAGGGGAUUGGGGCUUUUAGGAGGUUUGGUAUUGUUGUCAAACUGCACUGGAAAUACGUGGAUUUGGAUUAAGGUGGUGGGAAGGGGUAGGCUCAGUCAAGGCCCAUGGUUUUAAUGUGGUUGCGAAGAUGAGGGAUGGACAAAACAAAUGUUUUUUAUUUAUUUUUUAAAUGCAACCAAAUCUAUCCCAAGAGGUAUACACAGAGGAAAAUGUAGUGUCUAUGCCAGGGCUCUCCAACCCUGUUCCUGGAGAGCUACCAUCCUUUAGGUUUUCACUCGAACCCUAAUCUAGCGCACCUGAUUCUAAUAAUUAGCUGGUUCAUAAACUGAAUCAGGUAAAUUAAAACGGGGGUUGACGAGAACCUACAGUUGAAGUUGGAAGUUAACAUACACUUAGGUUGGAGACAUUAAAACUAUUUUUUCAACCACUCCACAAAUUUCUUGUUAACAAACUAUAGUUUUAGCAAGUCUGUUAGGACAUCUACUUUGUGCAUGACACAAGUAAUUUUUCCAACAAUUGUUUACGGACAGAUUAUUUCACUUAUAAUUCACUGUAUCACAAUUCCAGUGGGUCAGAAGUUUACAUAUGCCUUUAAACAGCUUGGAAAAUUCCAGAAAAUUGUCAUGGCUUUAGAAGCUUCUGAUAGGCUAAUUUACAUAAUUUGAGUCAAUUGGAGGUGUACCUGUGGAUGUAUUUCAAGGCUUACCUUCAAACUCAGUGACUCUUUGCUUAACAUCAUGGGAAAAUCAAAAGAAAUCAGCCAAGACCUAAGAAAAAAGUCUGGUUCAUCCUUGGGAGCAAUUUCCAAAUGUCUGAAGGUACCACGUUCAUCUGUACAAACAAUAGUACACAUGUAUAAACACCAUGGGACCAUGCAGCCGUCAUACCGCUCAGGAAGGAGACGCGUUCUGUCUCCUAGAGAUGAAUGUACUUUGGUGCGAAAAAGGCAAAUAAAUCCCAGAGCAACAGCAAAGGACCUUGUGAAGAUGUUGGAGGAAACAGGUACAAAAGUAUAUAUAUCAUCAGUAAAACGAGUCCUAUUUUGACAUAACAUGAAAAGCCGCUCAGCAAGGAAGAAGCCACUGCUCCAAAACUUCCAUUAAAAAAAAAAAGCCAGACUACGGUUUGCAACUGCACAUGGGGACAAAGAUUGUACUUUUUGGAGAAAUGUCCUCUGGUCUGAUGAAACAAAAAUAGAACUGUUUGGCCAUAAUGACCAUCGUUAUGUUUGGACGAAUAAAGGGGAAGCUUGCAAGCCGAAGAACACCAUCCCAACCUUGAAGCACGGUGGUGGCAGCAUUAUGUUGUGGGGGUGCUUUGCUGCAGGAGGGACUGGUGCACUUCACAAAAUAGAUGGCAUCAUGGGGCAUAAAAAUUAUAUGGAUAUAUUGAAGCAACAUCUCAAGACAUCAGUCAGGAAGUUAAAGCUUGGUUGCAAAUGGGUCUUCCAAAUGGACAAUGACCCCAAGUACACUUCCAAAGUUGUGGCAAAAUGGCUUAAGGACAACAAGUCAAGGUAUUAGAGGCCAUCACAAAGCCCUGACCUCAAUCCUAUAGAAAAUUUGUGGGCAGAACUGAAAAGGUGUAUGGGAGCAAGGAAGCCUACAAAGGCCUACAAACCUCAGUUACACCAGCUGUCAGGAGGAAUGGGCCAAAAUGUAACCAACUUAUUGUGGGAAGCUUGUGGAAGGCUACCCGAAACAACAUUUGACCCAAGUUAAACAAUUUAAAGGCAAUGCUACCAAAUAAUAAUUGAGUGUAUGUAAACUUCUGACCCACUGGGAAUGUGAUGAAAGAAAUUAAAGCUGAAAUAAAUAAUUUUCUGGUAUUAUUCUGACAUUUCACAUUCUUAAAAUAAAGUGAUGAUCCUAGCUGACCUAAGACGGGGAAUUUUUACUGGGAUUAAAUGUCAGGAAUUGUGAAAAACUGAGUUUAAAUGCAUUAGGCUAAGGUGUAUGUAAACUUCCGACUUGAAAUGUACAUGACAGUAGCUUUCCAGGAACAGGUUUAUAAUGCCAUUUACAUUACAUUUACAUUUAAGUCAUUUAGCAGACGCUCUUAUCCAGAGCGACUUACAAAUUUGUGCAUUCACCUAAUGACAUCCAGUGGAACAGCCACUUUACAAUAGUGCAUCUAAAUCUUUUAAGGGGGGGCAGAAGGAUUGCUUUAUCCUAUCCUAGGUAUAAAGCAAUCCUGGUCUGGUCUAUGCACAUGCACCUCUGUUUUACUAAACCCCUGUUUUAAAUACAGACGACGUGUCCCUAGGUAGUCUAUAUUGUGUUUCAAAGUAAAUAAAACGGUUUUAUGGUGGUCUGUUUCAUAGUGUAAAGUAAAUCUAUCCAAGGUGUUGGCAGCCAUAGAUCAAUCUAGCAACUUAUUCAUCUCGCACAACUGACAAACUGAAAUCGCAAGACCAGUUCAAGACGACCUCUCCAACUAAGCUAAUUCUCCUUUCAGACUUUACUGUUGAGCUCUGAUGUUAAUUCUCGCCGUGUCUGGAUCUGUUAUAUUAAAAUGAGCUGCCAAUUUAAAGAACUGACCCUCACAGAGGUGGGUGGGUUAUAUUCAAGUUUGGUUUGCGGGGCUUCGCUACCUCUGGAUUAAUUGAAGAAUUGUUCACUGCUCUAUUGCGUCUGAAUUAUCCCUCUUCUGGCAUCUUUUAAAUCCCAAAUUGUUAAGUAAAGAAUGUAAUUGAUUCAUCACAGCUAACAAUAGCUUGUAUGAAAAAUUUAUGGUGUCUAACAUUUAAAUGUUUAGGUACUGAAGACAACCACCAUUACCAGGGGUUUUACAGCCCUGGUAUAGACCAUGUUGCCUUGGAUUGAUUUUGCAUUUGGGUAUUUUACAGCUCAUUUUAUCAUGACAAGUCUAAGAGGGCUUGCGUGUCUUUUCUAAUAUACCAGACCGGAAGAUAUCUAUAUAUACAUUAUACCCUAGUCAAGUGGCUCAUGUGUAACCUUUUAGUUAUUUUGUCUUUGACUCUUUCUUGUGUCUACUGAAGAGGCUUCUCUUGUUGCAUGUUUUUUGCUUUCAAUCAGUCACCAUUUGCAGUGGUUACUUUUACUUGUUUAAAUGUUUUUUGGACAAUAAAUCAUUUUUUUGUUAACAA